AUGGAAGACGCUGCGCAAAUAGUCAAAAUAAUAACAAAAGAAGAGGCUUCAUGUGUGGAAAUAGACGCCUUUCUGCAGAGAAUGCAGGCGCAGGAGAGCUUCUCCAUACCACAGUCUCUUUUGGUGGACUACUUGAAAGCAAGAAGCAGAGAAGUGGUUAUGGAAGGGAAGAGGCACUGCGAGAAAAAGGCUGAAAUCGCGCGGGUGUACGCAGAGUACACUCAGUACCUCACCAGCGUUCUGGAGCUGCACGACAACAAGGAGAUAUUUAUGGGCCCUCGGGUGCGCUCUCUUGUCCAAAAGUCCAUAAGCUCCCAGUACAUAACAAGAGAGGACAAGCUUUUUCUGCUGGAGGAGAGAAAGAGCGCGCACGACUCUCUCCUGUUUCAGUUCGACAUGAACAAAGCGCUUGUGUACGUUUGUGUGCAUUUGGUUGGGCGCAUGGAGAUUCUCAGAAUAGAGAAAAGCCUUCUGGAGCUGUCCCCUGACGCGCCGGGCGAGUCCGCGCCGAGCACCGAGCCGAGAAAGAGCAUGUUUGUGCAAAAGGUGCCGAGCACCGCCGCACACCCUAUCAGGAUAAGCGGAAGAGCCUCGCACUCGGACAUACAGGCGAUGCUCGCGCCCGAGAACGGCCCCAGCAUGUCGAUAGAGCAGUACGGCGAAAGAAUGCUUAAGCAGAUGGAGAAAAUGGGCCUGUCCAUCGAGCCGGUCGUGCAGAGCGCCUCCACAGCACCAGAGGACGAGGACCUUUUCAACGAAGAAAGCAUGCAGCACGACACCGAGGAGGAAAGAAAGAAAAAGGAAAAGGACCAGCUCCACUAUGGAGACGGAAACCGGCUUGGCAGAAAAUAG
This is a messenger RNA of Nematocida major, 852 nucleotides long. RefSeq lists its product as uncharacterized. The record is from RefSeq and is a predicted model, not a curated record. Lineage: Eukaryota; Fungi; Microsporidia. The coding region runs from base 1 to 852 and encodes 283 amino acids. The transcript has a single exon.